UAAGAAAUGGUAAACAAUGGUUUUGAAAUAUUCCUUCUUUCUUUUUAGGAAAAUGUCUGAUGAAUUUUCGUUGGCAGAUGCACUACCUGAACACUCCCCUGCCAAAAACUCUGCUGUGAGCAAUACAAAACCUGGCCAACCUCCUCAAAGCUGGCCAGGUUCCAACCCUUGGAGUAACCCAAGUGCUCCACCUUCUGUGCCAUCUGGACUCCCAUCAAGUGCGACACCCUCCACUGUGCCUUUUGGACCAGCACCAACAGGAAUGUAUCCCUCUGUGCCUCCCACUGGACCACCUCCAGGACCCCCAGCACCAUUUCCUCCAUCUGGACCGUCAUGCCCCCCACCUGGUGGUCCUUAUCCAGCCCCAACUGUACCAGGCCCAGGCCCCACAGGGCCAUAUCCUACACCAAAUAUGCCCUUUCCAGAGCUUCCAAGACCAUAUGGUGCACCCACAGAUCCAGCUGCCACUGGUCAUUUAGGUCCAUGGGGAUCCAUGUCUUCUGGACCUUGGGCACCAGGAAUGGGAGGGCAGUAUCCUACCCCUAAUAUGCCAUAUCCAUCUCCAGGGCCAUAUCCCACUCCUCCUCUUCCCCAGGCACCAGGGGCAGCACCACCUGUUCCAUGGGGCACUGUUCCACCGGGAGCCUGGGGACCACCAGCACCAUAUCCUGCCCCUGCAGGAUCAUAUCCCACACCAGGACUCUAUCCCACUCCCAAUAAUCCUUUUCAAGUGCCUUCAGGACCUUCUGGUGCUCCACCAAUGCCUGGUGGCCCCCAGUCUUACCAUUAAGGUUAACAAUGGAUGAAGAGAUGACGCUUUGCUUUUUGAAGUACAUAUAUAUGCACAUGCAUGCAUAUA
This is a messenger RNA of Ceratotherium simum simum (southern white rhinoceros), 859 nucleotides long. It is a transcript of the gene MAPK1IP1L, whose product is annotated as mitogen-activated protein kinase 1 interacting protein 1 like. Lineage: Eukaryota; Metazoa; Chordata; Mammalia; Perissodactyla; Rhinocerotidae. The record is from RefSeq and is a predicted model, not a curated record.